CACACCUCCUUCGCAGCCUCACAGGUCCUACUGGACAGGGGGGACUGGUACUGCAGAUGACUGGUGGACUUCUUCAACUAGGAUAACCCCUUGAAAUCAAAUCCGUCAUUGGGAAGUAACUUUUUGGUCAAAUCUCAGUUAAUUGACAGAGAACCCUUAAGUAGCUCGGAAUCCUGGGAGAUAGUUGGGACCGAUCCAAGAGGAUUUUCAGGAACAAGAAGGAAAGUUGGGGAAACUGAAGUUUCCCAGCUACAUCAAGCAUCACAAGCCGGAGAAUAACUUCUUAUGGUCUUGAGAAUCAUCCAUUAAGUUCUGACGAAGCCUUUCUGGAGCUGACUGAGAAGAGGUCAAGUUCCAGUCAGCUGAACGUGGCGUGGCGAGUGGAUGAGAGGCGCUAAAGAGAGGAUGAGGCCUGGUGAGUCCAUGCAGGGCUGAGGAAUGAGGGAGGAAACCAGCUGAGAAUUGCUUUCGAUGUAAACACGUAGCACCAUGCCAACCCUGCUGCCAAGCUGGCACAAGAGGACCUGGACCGCACUCCUGCUCGCACUGCUCCUUGUUAUCUUCAGCCACCAGAAAGUGACAGGCUCGGUGCUUGAACGUCUCAUAGCUAAACGAACUGAGUACUGGGAGAACUGCAACAGAACCCUGGUGCACUCAAGCCCGAAAUCAGGAAACUACUGUAAUGGAACAUUUGACACGUUUGUCUGUUGGCCUCAUUCAUCUCCAGGGAAUGUGUCAGUUCCCUGUCCAUCUUACCUGCCAUGGAUAAGUGAGGAUGUCUCCAGGAGGGCACACAGAGAGUGUUUAGAAAAUGGAAAAUGGCGACAGAGGGAGAAUUCCUCUGAACCCUGGAGAGAUGACGCAGAGUGUCAGGAGGACCAGUUCUUUAAGGACAAGGAGGAUGAAAUGCUACGCCAGACAGCCCUCAGGCUCAUCUCUGUUAUUGGCUAUUCCCUGUCCCUGACCUCCCUCACACUGGCCACUCUCCUGAUGGGCAUGCUGAGGAAGCUCCACUGCACCAGGAACUACAUCCACAUGAAUCUGUUUGUGUCGUUCAUCCUGAGAGCCGUGGCUGUCAUCUCCAAGGAAAUCGUAUUAUACGUCAUGUAUUCCAACCUGCCCAAGGACGACCCCGGGUGGAAGUCCUACUCAAGCUCUGCAACUGCGUUUAUGUGCAAAUUCUCCAAAGUGUGCAUGGAAUACUUUGUGGCCUGUAACUACUUCUGGCUCCUGGUGGAGGCCGUCUUCCUCCACACGCUCCUCUUCACCGCCGUGCUGACCAAGAGACGCCUGCUGAAGAAGUACAUGAUGCUGGGAUGGGGAACUCCAGUCUUAUUCGUGACACCAUGGACCGUCGUCAAGAUUAUAUAUGAAAACACAGAAUGCUGGUCAAUCGUGAACCGAUGGUUCUGGUGGAUAAUAAGGGGCCCGAUUACUUUGUCAGUGCUCGUGAUCUUCUUCAUUUUCAUCAAGAUCCUGAUGCUGCUGCUGUCCAAGCUGAAGGCGGAUCAGGUGAAAUUUACAGACUACAGAUACAGCUUGGCAAGAGCAACACUGGUCCUGAUUCCUCUGCUGGGAGUCCAUGAAGUGGUCUUUACAGUGCUGAUAGAUGAAUGUGUGGAGGGCAACAGUCGCUACGCCAGGAACUUCCUCAACCUCACCCUCAGCUCUUUCCAGGGUUUCUUGGUUGCUGUGCUGUACUGUUUUGCUAAUGGAGAGGUCCAAGCUGAGCUGAAGAAGCGCUGGCAGCUUUUCCUGUUCACCAACCCUUUCCAGGUCAGGGGCUGUUUUAGGGGCGCGCCUCUUAAGCACCUGUGGAAGUGCACUCGAGGGCACCGCCCCCCCUGCGCCAGGCAGAACGACUCUUGCAAUGAGGGUGGCACUUACCCAACUCACCCGCACCUGCAUCAGGUGGCUGUACAUGGAAGAUGUGGAGUGCUUGGAUUAGGAGAGGUUAAAGGUCAGGGGCUGAAGGACUGUAACCUGACAGGGCUUGACCUUCUCACCAGGAAGAGCCUGUCCAGCAGUGAUGGGGAGAUGACGCUCGGAGAGACUUUGGAGGAAAUUCUGGAGGAGAGCGAGUUCUGA
Molecule: messenger RNA, 2088 nt
Organism: Pleuronectes platessa (European plaice)
Lineage: Eukaryota; Metazoa; Chordata; Actinopteri; Pleuronectiformes; Pleuronectidae
Product: glucagon-like peptide 2 receptor
Exons: 14
Coding region: 490-2088 (532 amino acids)
Biological process (GO): adenylate cyclase-modulating G protein-coupled receptor signaling pathway; cell surface receptor signaling pathway
Cellular component (GO): plasma membrane
Molecular function (GO): peptide hormone binding; glucagon receptor activity
Source: RefSeq, a predicted model, not a curated record